AUGAUAGGCUAUUUUAUUGCACUUAUUCAACCAUUGCUGUUAUGUAUUACUCUUCUAGUCCUCUCAAUUGUCAUCUGCCUUCCAAUACUGGUGUACUUUCUUCCCCACUACACACAGUUCAUCUUCUUCCUCAACUUCCGACGUCUGCCGAACACCGAUUACAAUGAUCUGGCGUCGAAUAAUGUUACGUCAAUCGGAAGAUCGCUUCACUUGCCAGGAAAAAGCGGAAAAAUUGGUGUAUGGCAUAUUUUGCCGCAUAAAUUAAGUUUGGAAUGGAGAACGGAAGGAAAACAUCCAACAAACAGUGAUUUUGAGGAGAUGAUGAGAGAUUCAGAAGACAAAAUCAUUUUCUACGCACAUGGAAACUCGUUCGAUCGGACGUUCUAUCAUCGUGUCGAAAUGUACAACUUGCUCAGCGAACGCAACUAUCAUGUCGUGUGUUUUGACUACAGAGGCUAUGGUGAUUCUGAAGGAACUCCAACUGAGAUUGGAAUUAUUGAAGAUGCAAGAUCAGUAUACGAAUGGUUGAAGGAAAAAUGCGGAAAGACUCCCAUUAUUGUUUGGGGACAUUCUAUGGGAACAGGUGUAUCGUGCAAACUUGUUCAAGACCUGUCGAAAGAACAACAACCUCCGUGUGGUCUAAUUCUCGAAUCUCCAUUCAACAAUCUGAAAGAUGCAGUCACAAACCAUCCAAUCUUCACAGUUUUCAGUUGGAUGAAUGAUUUUAUGGUGGAUCGUAUCAUCAUUAGACCGCUAAAUAGCGUCGGUCUCACCAUGCAAUCCGACAAACGCAUCAGAUCAGUAUCUUGUCCGAUAAUAAUCCUCCACGCAGAGGACGACAAAAUUCUGCCCGUUAAAUUAGGUAGAGCACUGUAUGAAGCGGCUAAAGAGGCCGAUCGAGAUAUUAGAUUCCAAGAAUUCUCAUCUGACGACGGACUCGGUCACAAAUUCAUUUGUCGUUCACCCCGAUUGCCGCAAAUUAUAGAAGAAUUCGUCGGGAGUAUAACUCCACCAUCAACUACAACAUCAUCAUAA
Caenorhabditis remanei is the source of this 1035-nucleotide messenger RNA. RefSeq lists its product as uncharacterized. Gene Ontology annotation, biological process: phosphatidylserine catabolic process; monoacylglycerol catabolic process. The transcript has 6 exons. The coding region runs from base 1 to 1035 and encodes 344 amino acids. The record is from RefSeq and is a predicted model, not a curated record. Gene Ontology annotation, molecular function: phosphatidylcholine lysophospholipase A1 activity; monoacylglycerol lipase activity. Gene Ontology annotation, cellular component: endoplasmic reticulum membrane. NCBI's taxonomy places the organism in Eukaryota, Metazoa, Nematoda, Chromadorea, Rhabditida, Rhabditidae.